Messenger RNA from Triticum turgidum subsp. durum (durum wheat), 534 nucleotides. The record is from the annotation of a GenBank genome assembly. Lineage: Eukaryota; Viridiplantae; Streptophyta; Magnoliopsida; Poales; Poaceae.
AUGGCUCAUCAACUUGGCCGUCUUUUGGAGACCGGGGAGGUUGGAGACGUGACUUUUGAGGUCCGCGGGGAGACCUUUGUGGCGCAUAGGCAUCUGCUCGCUGCUCGAUCGCCGGUGUUCAUGGCGCAGCUCUUCGGUCCCAUGAUGGAGAAUGGUGCAAAGUGUAUACAGAUUGAUGACAUGGAAGCCAAAGUUUUCAAGAUGAUGCUCCACUUUGUUUACACGGACACACUGCCUAAUAUAGAUGAAGGUGAAAUCACGGAGAUGGCUCAACAUCUGUUUGUGGCGGCAGACAGAUACAAUUUGGAGAGGCUCAAAUUGAUUUGGGCGAAUAUGCUGUGCAACUACAUGGAUGUAGGUACAGUGGCAACUACAUUGGCACUGGCUGAGCAGCAUGAUUGUGACAAGCUUAAGGAGGUAUGCUACAGGUUCCUCACGUCUUUUCGAAAUUUGAAGGCAGUCACGCUGACUGAUGGUUUUAAGCAUCUCAAGAUCAUUCGCCCCAAUAUUCUAGAGGAGCUACUCGGUCGUUAG